GUCUGCGGGCCGGGAGGGGGGCUCCUGCCGGCGUCCAGGCGGGGACCGUCGCCGGCCUUUCCCUGUGCCGGGUGCCUCCAGGCUGGACCGGCCGGGCAGUCAGCAUGGCGGGGCCCCAGAGCGUCUCCUUGGUGCUGCUGCUUCCUCUGCUGCUGCCACUGGGGCCAAUCUGGCAUGCAGCUGCCCAGCGCUGCCCACAGACCUGCAUCUGUGACAAUUCCAGGCGUCACGUGGCCUGCCGGCACCAGAACCUCACUGAGGUGCCAAAUGCCAUUCCUGAGCUGACGCAGCGGCUGGACCUCCGGGGCAACGUGCUGAGGGUGAUCCCUCCAGCUGCCUUCCAGGACCUGCCUUACCUGACACACCUGGACCUGCGGCACUGCCAGGUGGAGCUGGUGGCCGAGGGCGCCUUCCGCGGCCUGGGCCGCCUGCUCCUCCUCAACCUGGCCUCCAACCGCCUGAGCGCACUGCCCCAGGAGGCGCUGGACGGGCUGGGCUCGCUGCGGCGGCUGGAGCUGGAGGGGAACCUGCUGGAGGAGCUGAGGCCGGGGACGUUCGGGGCGCUGGGCGCGCUGGCCACGCUGAACCUGGCCCACAACGCCCUGGUCUACCUGCCGCCCAUGGCCUUCCAGGGGCUGGUGCGUGCCCGCUGGCUGCAGCUGUCCCACAACGCGCUCAGCGUGCUGGCCCCCGAGGCCCUGGCCGGCCUGCCCGCCCUGCGCCGGCUCAGCCUGCACCACAACGAGCUGCAGUCCCUGCCGGGGCUGGCCCUGUCCCAGGCCCGCGGCCUGGCCCGCCUCGAGCUGGGCCACAACCCCUUCACCUACGCGGGCGAGGAGGACGGGCUGGCGCUGCCCGGCCUGCGGGAGCUGAGGCUGGAGCACGGGGCCCUGCAGGCCCUGGACCCCAGGGCCUUCGCCCACUGCCCCCGCCUGCACACCCUGGACCUCCGUGGGAACCAGCUGGACGCCCUGCUGCCGCCGCAGGGCCCGGGGCAGCUGCGCCGGCUGCUGCAGGGGAACCCGCUGUGGUGCGGCUGCCGCGCGCGGCCGCUGCUCGAGUGGCUGGCGCGGGCGCGCGUGCGCUCGGACGGCGCGUGCUGGGGGCCGCGGCGCCUGCGCGGCGAGGCCCUGGAGGCCCUGCGGCCCUGGGACCUGCGCUCGGGAGCCGGGGCGCUGGAGGACGAGGAGGAGGAGGAGGAGCUGGGGCCGCGGCCCCGCGCCCCUGCCGGCGCCCCCAAAGAGGAGGCCGGGGCGGCCCGGCCCUGCCCGCGCGCCUGCGUGUGCGUCCCCGAGUCCCGGCACAGCGGCUGUGAGGCCCGGGGCCUGCGCGCCGUGCCCCGCGGCUUCCCCAACGACACCCAGCUCCUGGACCUGAGGCGGAACCACUUCCCCCUGGUGCCGCGAGCGGCCUUCCAGGGCCUGGGCCGGCUGGUGUCGCUGCACCUGCAGCACUGCGGCAUCACAGAGCUGGAGGCGGGCGCCCUGGCGGGCCUGGGCAGCCUGAUCUACCUCUACCUCUCUGACAACGGGCUCUCAGGCCUCAGCGCUACCGCCCUCGAAGGGGCGCCCCGCCUUGGCUACCUGUACCUGGAGCGCAACCGCUUCCUGCAGGUGCCAGGGGCCGCCUUGGGCGCCUUGCCCAGCCUCUUCUCCCUGCACCUCCAGGACAACGCCGUGGACCGCCUGGCACCCGGGGACCUGGCAGCCGGGCGGGCCCUGCGUUGGCUCUACCUGAGUGGGAACCGUCUCACCCAAGUGUCCCCUGGGGCGCUGGGCCCAGCUCAGGAACUGGAGAAGCUGCACCUGGACAGGAACCAGCUGCCAGAGGUGCCCACGGAGGCCCUGGAGGGGCUGCCUGCCCUCCUGGAGCUGCAGCUCUCGGGGAACCCGCUCAGGGCCCUGCAAGAGGGGGCCUUCCGGCCCGUGGGCCGCUCACUGCAACACCUCUUCCUGAACAGCAGUGGCCUGGAGCAGAUUUCUCCUGGGGCCUUCUCGGGCCUGGGACCCCAGCUCCAGAGCCUGUACCUGCAGAAGAACCAGCUGCAGGCUUUGCCCCCGCUGCCCGGUCUCCGCCAGCUGGAGCUUAUUGACCUUAGUGGCAAUCCCUUCCAUUGUGACUGCCAGCUGCUCCCGCUUCACAGGUGGCUCACUGGGCUGAACCUGCGUGUGGGAGCCACCUGUGCCACCCCUCCCAGUGCCCGAGGCCAGAGGGUGAAGGCUGCAGCUGCUGUCUUUGACGCCUGCCCCGGUGGGGCCACCAGGAAGGCCAAGCGGACGCCAGCCCCCAGGCGUGGUGCCCAGAGAACUCCCAGGAAGAGAAGACAGCACGGAGCAGACAAGGUGGGGAAGGAGCAGGCCCGCCUCUGAGCCCCAGAGCCGCCGGCCGCCUGGACCCGCGCAGGAGGCUCUUACUCUCAUCAGGAACGGGCUCCGACGAGAUCUUCUCUGCGGCCUGCGGGUCAUCCUCCAGCAGGGGCUUCUUGGACCCCUGUCUGAGGGGCCGGGUCUUGGUUGGUGGUAUUCUUUUUCCUUUGAAUAAAAACAGAAUGUGGA
Molecule: messenger RNA, 2555 nt
Organism: Sus scrofa (pig)
Lineage: Eukaryota; Metazoa; Chordata; Mammalia; Artiodactyla; Suidae
Gene: CHADL
Product: chondroadherin like
Biological process (GO): immune response; toll-like receptor signaling pathway
Cellular component (GO): plasma membrane
Molecular function (GO): protein binding; transmembrane signaling receptor activity
Source: RefSeq, a predicted model, not a curated record